This is a messenger RNA of Aspergillus brunneoviolaceus CBS 621.78, 2682 nucleotides long. RefSeq lists its product as uncharacterized. Gene Ontology annotation, cellular component: cyclin/CDK positive transcription elongation factor complex; nucleus. Bases 1 to 2682 code for a protein of 893 amino acids. NCBI's taxonomy places the organism in Eukaryota, Fungi, Ascomycota, Eurotiomycetes, Eurotiales, Aspergillaceae. Gene Ontology annotation, biological process: positive regulation of DNA-templated transcription, elongation; regulation of transcription by RNA polymerase II. The transcript is spliced from 12 exons. The record is from RefSeq and is a predicted model, not a curated record. Gene Ontology annotation, molecular function: cyclin-dependent protein serine/threonine kinase activator activity.
AUGGCUGCCUCCGCUCUCUCCACCAGCGGGUUGAUCGAUCCAACAAAACAAGCCGAGUAUCCUAUUGUGCUGGGUGACAGACUCGCUGGCAAGGGCGCAUCAGACUCCCAGCUAGUCAACAUUCAAUUUAACUACAAAACCAAAUCUGCGACCGCCCGAUCUAAAAUUUCUCGAUCAAGGCAGUCUCGGGAUCGUUACAAUCUGACGAUCACGGAUAAAGCACCAAAUGCCGAGCAGAAUGUGCUGACCUACACCUAUCAAGGCAGUGUAGAUCCGGCACAAGCUGCGCUGGAAUCUCGUGAACAUAAUCUUGUCCUGGUAUUUGACGCCAAUCGGAAAGUGUUCGUACUAGAACCAGUAACGACACAGCUCAACUUUAAUCUUCAGUCAGCCCCAGCGAAGUCACACAAGCAGGUCCUUGAACAAUAUGAGCAACUACGAACGUUGCAGGAGGAAGACCAUGGUUCGGGUGACGAUCGGGCGUCUGACAAUGCCAGUGGUAAUGAUGACGGUCCGGCGGAUGACAACAACCCUUUUGAUUUUCGUCAUUUUCUUCCAAAGGAGAACGCCGAUGACGACAAAUCUGCUUCAGAGACCAGUGUGGGCAAAGCUGCGACACCAUUGAUGACUGCUGUUAAACCCACUCCGAGUCCCAAGCCCGUGCCGGACAAGCAGAAGCAGCGGGAACCACUGCUCCGGAAAAAGGAGCGAGCAGAGGCUGUCAGGCUCCCGAAGUCCACACCGACAAAAGCACCCCCGAAGUCUCCGGCACGAAUCGAACGCAAGGGAACCGACCGGAAGGUCGUUAAAGAGGAUGACGUGCGGGUGAGCACAGCGAAGCCCCCGCCGGCUGAGACUGGCUUGGGAUUGGUCUCGUCCCAGGUAACCGAGCCUUCGCCGGGGUCAAAUAUCAUCAUCGACGGUGACUUGAUCAUCGAAAUGGGCUCGCCGCGGCCCUCGAGAAUCGACACGACCUACUUCUCCGAUACGCACACACCGGCCAGUGACGAUCACGAGGAGGAAGAUGAUGAAGAUGUUGAUCAUCUCCGACUUCCUUCACCAGCCCGCCACGGGAAAGCGCCUGCAGUUCGCGAGCCUGUCUCUGCGCCGCUCGUGGAUGAAGAUGAGCUGGAUGACGAUGAUGCCCUAGCCGCUGAGAUGGAGGCGGCCUUUGAAGAAAGUGCGCGGGAGGAAGAAGAGGCACGUAGCCACCAGUCGCAGCCACCAUACUCGUCGCAUCUGUACCACGCACCUAGUGAGGAUGAGAGCGAGUCUCAUAUGCACACGAUGGCCUCUCCACGCGGCCACCGUCCGGGUCCCAGGCCUGUUCCUGCGCCUUCGAAUACCUGGCUCUUCACCGAUGAAGAGCUCAUGCGAACGCCGUCACAGCUCGAUGGGAUGAAGAUGGAGGCGGAAAAUACCUCCCGCAGCAAGGGCGUGAAUUUCAUCUCCCAGGUGGGUAUCAUGCUCAAGCUGCCGCAACUCACGCUUGCGACGGCCGCCGUCUACCUCCAUCGUUUCUUCAUGCGAUACAGUAUGGUCGAUCUGCCGCAACGACCUGGAAUGCACCCCUACCCCAUCGCUGCUACGGCACUGAUGAAGGAGCUUGUGAAGCAGCCGAAUCUGGUGGUUGACGAGCAGUCCAAAGAGUUUUGGAAAUGGCGCGACACGAUCCUCGUCAACGAGGAUACCCUCCUGGAGGCGCUGUGCUUCGACCUGCAGCUGGAAGAGCCGUAUCGCAUCCUUUACGAAUUCCUGCUGUUCUUCAACGUGGCCGAUAACAAACAGAUGCGCAAUGCGUCAUGGGCCUUUUUCACCGCUCGCAACAUCGCCGCCGCCGCGCUGUACGCCGCCGCCAAGCAUUGCGACGUCGGGUUUGAAGACGACGAACUCGGUCGGCCCUGGUGGGAGCAAAUCGAUGUGGACAUCCAGGAGGUGCGUCGUACGCACAAUGCCUUGCAAAGAAAUACGUACUAUCUGUCCGCCCCCACCGCGAUCCCGCGCGCGGGCGGUACGACAGAGCCCGCGCCAGGAACAGACCCCGUCAAUGGGCGCAAGCGGUCCAGGGAGCCCGAAGAGCAGACUCACGACCGCACCCUGCACGAAUCGACUACACAGAAUGGUACACGGUCGCCGAAGCGCCAGCGGAGGGAAGCGGAAGGCGUCGUGGCCGAGAGAGGCCCUGCGCAUGAAUCCUCGACUCCACCGUCAUCCCAAGACCGACACCACGGCAACGGUCACGUUCCUGCGGGACAACUCCCGCCGCCUCCCCAUCACUCACAAUCACGCCAUCCGCAUCCUCUGCCCCCUGCCCCUCGACCGUUCCCUCGCCGUGAUAGCGCCAGCCGGGGAAGUAAGCCGGGGCAACCGGUGGAUCCGAUCCAGCAACGGAUCGACGAGAUUGUACAACAGAACAUGUCCUCCCACGGGUCUCCGAGCUCUGCUAGAUCUGAGCGACGGCCAAUAGACCAAUCAGACGAGCGCAGAAGACGCCCGUCUGCUGGUGGCAGGAAGCCAUCCUACGAAGAGCAUUCGAACCACUCCCGUGCACCACCUCCACCUGCUCCUCCACCCCCUCCUCCGCCACCUCCUCCGGAAGAAGCCCGGCCACCGUCACCGGAACCAACGAAAGCCGUUGAAAAUGAUGAUGAGGGCGGAGGGAGUGAGGAGGGCGAGCUUUGA